AUGGCUUUGUUAGAUCCACCGAAUGACUAUUGUGUUGGAUUUCCGGCAAACGCUCGUCUCGUAUUGAAAUUAAGCGGACGUCUACUACAUCAAUGGAUUGUAGUCAUAAAUGCGCUCGAUGGAGCAACCGAUUAUGGCUCAGGAUUGAACGACUAUGAGUGGGGUUGUCAUAUACAUGCAUCAUCGAUACAUUAUAAUAGAUCUUUAUUAGGUAAUGGAAGUACAUUCAACCUCGCAAGCGAGGAAGGAUUAUUUACUGCAUCAACUGUGGACCAUUAUUUGUCUAAAAGAUAUCGAUCGGAAGCUAGAUCUAAAUUUUUCGAGUAUUACAAGAAAGCGGAAGUCUUUUGUUCAGCGCUUCACAUACAAUCUCUUACCGAGAGAGUGAAAUACAUUUUAAAAAUUUAUCUUACGAGAACCACUCAGUUAAAACGGCGUACAGAAAUCAAUGUCGUUGUUGGAGCAACAAUAGUUUUUGCUGUGAGAGAGAAUGCCAUUGCUAUUACUUUGAACGAAAUAGCUGAAGUAACAGGCACGACAGUUCCAAAUCUCUCAUCAACAAUCCAACACAUUCGAAAUUACGUUCCUGAAUUUACCAUUCAAUUGAUUGAUACCGAAAAAAUUCUAGAACGAGUAAUAGAUUCAAUGUUCACGCCGGUCGAACCGCUGCAAGUACCUCAAUCGCUUCAAGAACCACAACAACCCGACUCGGCUUCCAUGCUGACGACUGCCACACAACCUUCGAAAAUUUUUCUUCCGAUCUACACAACCGAAUCAGACUUAACACAUCUUUAUGACGAUAUAACAAUGUUCUACGACGACACGUCCAUACCCGCAAUACCAGGCUUAUCACCCCUGAUGACUCUUUACAAGAAAAUCCUUCUUGUUGUCUCACGUGCUGUUCUUUCUUUUGCUUACUCAUCUUUGCUAACCACUGGCCGCCAGCCCAUCCCUGUACUUGCUGCAGUUCUUCUACUCUCAAUCGAAGCAAUCGAGAAACCCAACUCGGCUGAACGUGCCAAAAAUCACAAAUUGGCCGAGUCCUAUGUCGCUGCUAUGCAUGGUAUCAAGCCAGAAACGGUCAUGAUUACGAGGUAUAGAGAAUUAAAGCAAUUGUUAUAUCCGCAGGUGUUGAAGUUACCUUGGGCAGUGCUUGCUCAUGAAACAUUUACGAAAGGGUACUUGUAUCUGAUCGAUUUGAAACAUCCACCGGCAUAUAAUCGUAGUGAGACAUUGAGAAACAAGCGUAUUAGUAAAGUGCAAAACGCUAAGAAAAUACUUUCUCAACAUUACAAGGACAACGGAAGUAACAACAACACAUCCACAAACACACCACCUCUUUCUCCAAUUACUGCCUCCACAAACGAUCCCGAACUUAAUUGGAUCUUGAUUAUUCUCCAAUCCAAAACUCACAGUGAACAAGAGAUUAUCGAUGCAUCCAAGGGACUGUUACAAUUAUGGGCGAAGUCUGUGAAUAGGAUGGAUGAAAGCGGAGAUGAUGGAGAAGAAAUAACGGAAAAGGAUUUGAGCAUUGACGAGGAGAGGGAGUAUUUAAGAACGAACGCUGAGAUUGCAGUUAUCAGGUCUGUUCGCAACCAGUAUGAGAUGGAUCUACGCAAGGGUAAUGGUAUAUCUAUUAAUGAAGAACGAACUUCUCCUGAUGAUGAACUGAUCUGUUAA
Molecule: messenger RNA, 1680 nt
Organism: Paraglomus occultum
Lineage: Eukaryota; Fungi; Glomeromycota; Glomeromycetes; Paraglomerales; Paraglomeraceae
Source: the annotation of a GenBank genome assembly